This is a messenger RNA of Cuscuta europaea, 854 nucleotides long. Lineage: Eukaryota; Viridiplantae; Streptophyta; Magnoliopsida; Solanales; Convolvulaceae. The record is from the annotation of a GenBank genome assembly.
AAGAAAUUAAAAAAAAAGACUUCGAGCUAGUUAGAAACGGAAGAGCAGAGUUAGCCGAUUUCAAUUAGCUAGUUCACGAUGGAAAGAAGAGCAGUCCCGCGGACGGCGGACGACCUUCUAGCGAACGGCGGACGGCCUUCCUGCGAAUGGCGAACGGCGGACGGCCUUCCUGCGAACGGUGGACGACGUUCUAGUGGACGGCGGAUGGCGUUCAAGCAGCCGAAGGCGUUCGAGCGCCUUUCGAGUAGGCGAACCUUCCUCUUCAAGAAGCCGGAGUCCUAAACGCCGUAGAAGCAAGAGCAGAAGUUUAUCCCCAAUGGGCAAACGUUCUCGUCGAUCAGUAUCUAGACCGCACUCGAGGUCUAUUUCUCCUAUUCACUCUAUUUCAAGUGCAAUGGAGGCAAGUCGUAGACUCAACUCAAGAAAGGGAAGAGUGAAAUGGAUUAUUCCUAUGUCUCGGAUGCAAGUUGGGAGUUAUGAAUGUGGUUAUUAUGUAAUGUUGCAUAUGUUGAAUAUUGUUUCGGCGGUAAUUCUUGAAAUGUGGGAUGAGCGAUUCGCCAAUCCGGAACCAUUCUCAUCAGAAGAGAUUGAUGAAGUACGGACUCGUUGGGCAUCAUACUUCUUAGAAAUGACGCAAUCCAUCAACGACACAUGAUGAACAUGUUUGUUUAAGUUUUUGAGUGAUGAUGUUAAACAAGUACAAUGUGUUAUUACUCUAGACUUGUGCAAGGAUUGUUUUAUUUUAGCUUGUUAUUAUGUACUAAGUUGUUACUUGAACUUGUUUAACAUUUGUGGAAGAAUUGAAAAAUAGCUUGUGUUAUUGUUUUAGAUGGAUCAAGUGAACAGGUGAAAAA